Messenger RNA from Gavialis gangeticus (Gharial), 1133 nucleotides. RefSeq names its product iroquois homeobox 1 (gene IRX1). NCBI's taxonomy places the organism in Eukaryota, Metazoa, Chordata, Crocodylia, Gavialidae. Gene Ontology annotation, biological process: regulation of transcription by RNA polymerase II; cell development; neuron differentiation. Gene Ontology annotation, cellular component: nucleus. Bases 1 to 1080 code for a protein of 359 amino acids. The record is from RefSeq and is a predicted model, not a curated record. The transcript has 5 exons. Gene Ontology annotation, molecular function: RNA polymerase II cis-regulatory region sequence-specific DNA binding; DNA-binding transcription factor activity, RNA polymerase II-specific.
AUGAGGCCUAAUGAGGUGGGCUCCCAGUACGAGCUGAAGGAUAACCCGGGGGUCCACCCUGCCACCUUCGCUGCCCACAAUGCCCACGGCUACUACCCCUACGGGCAGUUCCAGUACGGGGACCCGGGGCGGCCCAAGAACGCCACCCGCGAGAGCACCAGCACGCUCAAGGCCUGGCUCAACGAGCACCGCAAGAACCCCUACCCCACCAAGGGCGAGAAGAUCAUGCUGGCCAUCAUCACCAAGAUGACCCUCACGCAGGUCUCCACCUGGUUCGCCAACGCCCGGCGCCGGCUCAAGAAGGAGAACAAGGUGACCUGGGGCUCACGGAGCAAGGACCAGGAGGACCCCGCGCUCUUCGGCAGCGACACGGAGGGCGACCCCGAGAAGACGGAGGACGACGAGGAGAUCGACCUGGAGAGCAUCGACAUCGACAAGAUCGACGAGAACGACGGCGAGCAGAGCAACGAGGACGACGAGGACAAGGCGGAGCUGCUGCGGCCGGCCGGGCACGCCGACCCGCUGGGCAAGGACAAGGAGCCCGACGGGCUCAAGCCCCGCGACGCCCUCGGCCUGGCCAAGGAGCCGGCGGACAGCAGCACCCGCCUGGCCAGCCCCGGCGCACCCAGCAGCCUGUCCUCGCCGCCGCCCGCCGCCGCCGCGCCGGUGGCCCCCGCGGCCCCGCAGCUGCAGCACCCCGCCUUCCUCCCCAGCCACGGACUCUACACCUGCCAGAUCGGCAAGUUCCACAACUGGACAAACGGGGCUUUCCUCACGCAGAGCUCCCUCUUGAACGUGCGCUCCCUCUUGGGGGUAAACCACCACCACGCGGCCCAUCACAACCACCAUCUCCAGGCCCAGCAGCAGCAGCAGCCGGCCGUGCUGGCGGCCACCCUGGGGGCCCUGAGCGGCGACAAGGCUUCAGAGCGGACCAGCCCCAAGCACAUAGAAAGAGAAAAUGUACCAAGAACUGAUUCCCCACCUCCGCAGUUAAAAUCGCCUUUCCAGCCUGUCCGUGACAACUCUUUGGCUCAGCAAGAGGGAACACCGCGAAUUUUAACAGCUCUCCCUUCUGCUUGAUUUAAAUGGUUCCGUGAAAAAAAAAAAAAUUGCAGAGACUGGUAUAAAGGACA